AUGCAUGGUUCUAGUGAGGGGGGUUCGGCUGUUUUUAAGCUGGAUUACAUGGGGACACCAACUUGUCUAGCUCAGCCACCUCAGCUGCACAAACAAAUGGCUAUUUGUGCCGAUUUCUACGACAUAGGGCCUGUUUUUAGAGCUGAGCAAUCACUCAGUCAUAGACAUUUGUGUGAGUUCGUAGGCCUUGACGUGGAAAUGGAAAUCAAGGAACAAUAUUCAGAGGUCAUGGAUGUUGUUGAUGACUUGUUUGCCUCAAUGUUCAAUAUUGAAGAAUGGAUCAAAAUGCUCGAGGAAGCUGGGUUUACUGUUGAUCCUCUUGGUGAUUUGAGCCCCGAAAAUGAUAGAAAGUUGGGGGAGCUUGUAAAGGAAAAUUAUGACACAGAGUUCUACAUACUCCGCCGGUAUAGGGCUCCACCUCAUGGUGAUUUUGGCGUUGGAUUGGAACUGGUGGUUAUGUUGUUUUGCACAAUGAACAACAAACGCAAGAUAUCAUUUUUCCUCUGUGAUCCGAAUCGCCUUGCAUCUUGA
Molecule: messenger RNA, 531 nt
Organism: Oldenlandia corymbosa var. corymbosa
Lineage: Eukaryota; Viridiplantae; Streptophyta; Magnoliopsida; Gentianales; Rubiaceae
Source: the annotation of a GenBank genome assembly